Messenger RNA from Amblyraja radiata (thorny skate), 2546 nucleotides. It is a transcript of the gene esrp1, whose product is annotated as epithelial splicing regulatory protein 1. Gene Ontology annotation, molecular function: RNA binding. Lineage: Eukaryota; Metazoa; Chordata; Chondrichthyes; Rajiformes; Rajidae. The record is from RefSeq and is a predicted model, not a curated record. The transcript has 15 exons. Bases 237 to 2372 code for a protein of 711 amino acids.
GAAGUAAAAGUAUUAAAGGGGGUGCCACUGAUUUGCAUGGGUUUUCACGCAAGCGACAGGGUCAAGCGAUCUCCCUAGUUGUAGGCUUUUCUUAAGUGUAGGUGGUUCUUUUUGUUUUCGUGUUCUCGCUACUUUUCACUGCGGAAGGUGGACAAUUGAUGUGGGGUGAAGUUUGGUGGAGGAGGGGAGAGGGGUGUGGAUUAGCUUCUCGUGUUGGGACUCGGCUUAAGUGAGCAAUGACGGGGUCCCUGGAUUACCUGGUGGUGUUAUUCGGGGCGACUGCUGGGACGCGUGGGACGGAGCUAGGGUUGGAUGAGAAGGAGCUGGUACUUUUGUUGUGGCAAGUGGUGGAUCUGGUCAACGAAAAGGCUGGAGAAGUACACAGAGUCUUGGUGAAGCCCAAUAACUUGGAAUUGACGGAGCAGUGCGUUGAACACACUGGUGUCACUCUAGAAAACCUGACAACAGCUAAACCUUUGGAUCAAGUCCUUCAACAGCUUGAUCGAUCUGUGAGCAAUGAAUUGAAUAUUGGAUUGGGGACAUCGUUCUGUCUAUGUACUGAUGGUCAACUACACAUACGCCAGGUCUUCCACCCUGAGGUCUCUCGCAAGAAUGUUUCGUUGCCAGAAUGCUUCUAUUCUUUCUUUGAUCUACAAAAAGAAUUUAAGAAAUGCUGCCCGGAUGCUCCCGACCUCCACGAAAUCGAUCUCAAGGUCAUGUCGGACCACCUAAAUCUUGAAGAUAAUACUGCCACCAACAAAUUUGGUGUUUCUGAUAUUAUGACUGCAACCAAUAUUAUACUGGCCAUCAUUUCUAAACCACGCAGCCACAGGUUUAUAGACCCCGAACGAGUGAAUUACAAAUUUGAAACGGGGACUUGCAGCAAGAUGGAGAUAAUUGAUGAUAAUACUGUUGUCAGAGCCAGAGGAUUACCUUGGCAGUCAUCUGACGAAGACAUCGCUCGAUUCUUCAGAGGUCUCAACAUAGCUAAGGGUGGUGCAGCACUCUGCCUAAAUUCACAGGGAAGACGGAACGGAGAAGCGCUCGUGAGAUUCGUCAACAGUGAACACAGGGAUCUGGCACUGCAGAGACACAAGCAUCACAUGGGCAACCGAUAUAUUGAGGUAUACAAGGCAACCGGGGAAGAUUUUUUAAAGAUCGCUGGAGGUACCUCCAAUGAAGUUGCCCAGUUCCUGUCAAAAGAAAACCAAGUUAUCAUUCGAAUGCGUGGUCUCCCGUUCGUCGCCACUGCUGAGGAGGUUGCGAUGUUUUUUGGAUCAAGUUGUCCUCUGACGGGCGGAAAGGAAGGGAUACUUUUUGUCAAAUACCCCGACGGGAGGCCGACAGGCGAUGCUUUUGUACUGUUUGCCUGUGAGGAAUAUGCGCAAAACGCACUCAAGAAGCACAAGGACUUGUUGGGGAAACGCUACAUUGAGCUCUUCAGAAGCACGGCAGCUGAAGUACAGCAGGUUCUUAACAGGUAUUCGUCAACACCCCUCAUCCCCAUCCCUCCUGCUCCUAUCAUUCCCGUGCUCCCUCAGCCGUUUGUACAUUCCACUAGUAUGCGUGACUGCAUCCGUUUACGAGGCCUACCAUACGCUGCCACGAUUGAGGACAUUCUGGAGUUCCUGGGUGACUUUACGUAUGAUAUCCGACCUCAAGGAGUGCACAUGGUGUUAAAUCUACAGGGCCGUCCUUCGGGAGACGCCUUUAUCCAGAUGAAAUCGUCAGAUCGAGCCUUCAUGGCUGCUCAGAGGUGUCACAAGAGAACAAUGAAGGACCGAUACGUUGAAGUAUUCCAGUGUUCUGCUGACGAAAUGAACUUUGUGUUAAUGGGUGGCAUUUUAAAUCGAAAUGGCUUGUCCCCACCGCCAUGUAAGUUACCAUGCCUGUCGCCAUCAACAUACGCUGCCUAUCCAACGCAGGCCGCUGUUAUCGCAGCUGAGGCCGCAACGCUGUAUCAACAGCCGGUGUUCAUCAGUCCGCGACCUCUCCAGCCCUCCACUGCCUUCUACCCAGCCGCUGCCCAGUUCUACAUGAACUAUUCGGCCUACUAUCCAAGUCCUCCCGGCUCCCCGACCAACCUAGGUUAUUUACCAGCAACUGCUGCCACCACCACUAUCCCCACCCACUCUGGCACCAUCGUCAGGAUGCAAGGACUAGCUCACAACACGGGAGUCAAGGAAAUCCUUAAUUUCUUCCAGGGAUAUCAGAUUUCUCCCGAGUCGGUGCUGAUGACAUCCAACUUGUACGGACCAUCCGGCAGUAACGCUCUGGUGACGUUCCCAUCGCUGGAGGUUGCCAAGCAAGCUCUGUUGGACAAGAAUCGGCAGCACAUUGGCAGUCGCUACAUGGACCUUUACCUGUCGUGAGAUAUGGUGCGUGUCGUCUGUACGGUAACCAAGCAAAUUGUAUGUCCAUAUAAGAUCACGAGUGAUAGGAGCAAAAUUAGACCAUUCGGCCCAUCAAGUCUACUCCGCCAUUCAAUCAUGGCUGAUCUAUCCCAUUCUCCCGCCCUCUCUCCAUAACCUCUGACACCCGUACUA